Molecule: messenger RNA, 1769 nt
Organism: Alternaria alternata
Lineage: Eukaryota; Fungi; Ascomycota; Dothideomycetes; Pleosporales; Pleosporaceae
Exons: 1
Coding region: 164-1537 (457 amino acids)
Source: RefSeq, a predicted model, not a curated record
AAGAACGUAAAGGCACUAUCAAAGAUCACCACAAGAAUAUUCCCAUGGUUCACAUCAAAUCUUACCACAGGCAUACUACAAUCUCUGUAGUCCUGAACUAAACCAGGGUGCUUCGAUCUUGGUUCCUUCGCACAUUCAGGCAGCUGUCUCCAUUAGAUUGACAAUGCGAAGCCAUAUCGAUAGAGUACAUCCACGGGGACCCUCAGGUGUUACCAGACCGCUUCCAAGGCGCCGAAGCGCAAGGUAUUCGAGACUCACAAGAAGCGAUGAGGAAUUGGACAGACGCCUAGAGCUAGCGCUGCCAGUUGGUUGGGACGGUCUGAUCAUCGAUCAAUAUCCUGACGAACAGACCGAAGCGGUUUAUCUUGUCAAAGCUUCAAACAUCAGGCAAGAGCGCAUACUAACAGAACAGCAGAUAUCUGAAUUCAGGCCAGGCGAUUUAGUACUCGCAAGCGUCCAUGAACCGACUACUGAUCCUAACAGCAGAGUUGGAGAUGACAGUAUCACAGCCACGAUGUUUGGCAAGGCAGUGUCUAAAGAUCGUUUCCACAUUCUGCUGGAGAAACAUCCCAAGCAUGGGGUAUUCGCUCCAAUCGGAUCACGCGGUUCAAAGGGAUUGCAGGGCCUCAGCGAAACGGAGCGACUUUGUCGAGUUGGCUUUCGUAAAGCAGGAGAACAUUUUGAUCGUGACAGACUUACCGAUGAAGACCCUGAGUUUUUGUCCCUGAAUGCUCCCGUGGAGCUUGCACAGGGCGUUCUGGAUCGUUGGUCGUUCUUGGAUCUCUCUUACCGAACGUCAUUAUAUUGGUCCUCAAACAUUCGAUUCAGAGGAUACCUUCACAGAUCAGAUACACGAAGGGUACUCGAACUUUGCGAAAGUAUGAGCCGUGUCAACUUAGCGUCAAGUAAUGGAGCUACGCCAUCAAUCUCUCCUCCAGAUAGGAACGCUGUCACAAGGCCUGACUCACCUCGUAGUGCCGAUUCUAUAGAACAAGACAUCGAUCUUGGCCCAGUUCUCUGGGAGAUGACAGGUCAAAAUGACUACGAACAGUCAACUUUUGACAAGCCAGACUUGGACGAUAACGACGACCCGGAUCGACCGAAAGGCACGGCAGAAGAACAAAAGAGGGCAUUUACCAAACGGAACACGGAAGUUGCAUCAGUCGUUCAAGACCUAGUGAGAGCCGAAGAGAAACUCUUCAAGGAUGUGAAUGAUGCCACUCUUCUUGCAGCCCAGGCGGAGAUACAUGCUAGAAGAGCACUGAUAGAUUAUCAGGACAUGAUGUCGGCCGGUACAGCAGGAGAGCAUGCCCUGGAGCUUUUCAAGAAUGCGGCCGAACAAGCCGUACUAGAUCGUGAUACGGCACGAGAGAAGAGGGACAGAUUGACUGCAUCAGUUGAGGAGGUACUGGCGCAUCCAGAACUCAGGCCCCGCGUACCUGCUGGCACAGACAUCAACGAACAGCGACUGACUAUUAUCAACAACGCCACCAAGUCGCUUCAGGAUCGACUACAGAGUAUCGCCAAGCAAAAGUAAGUGUUUAUAGUUGGCCUGCUUACAUCACUAGGCAUGACUAGUCACGGCCACAGUCAAACGUAAUAUGUUGACUUGCUACAACUGGCAUUCGGCAUCGAGAAUACUCAUCAGUGCUAUCAACUAGCAAUGUGUACGUUUCCUUUCUUUUGCGUUCAAGCGUUCAUUAGCGGUAAGCAAUGAAAUUCAUCAAUUGCAUUUGUCCAAUGACGAGUAUUGCAUGAUGAUUAUACAA